UUAAUUUAAAAAAAAUCCAGGAGAUGAAACUAGACAGCGGGUGAAAUUUACUGAUGAGAGAGUCUGCAGGAGCCAUCUCCUAGACAGUUGUCCAAAUGAUAUCUUGUCAGGAACGCGUAUGGACCUUGGCGAAUGCCCAAAGAUUCAUGACCUAGCAUUGAGGGCAGAUUACGAACUUGCUGCCAAAGAGAGGGACUUAUUCUUCGAACUUGAUGCAGAGAAAGUUCAUGAGCUGAAUGAAGAAAUUGGAAAGCUGCUUGCUGUAGCUGAACAGAUGGGUGCAGAAGGAAAUGUGGAAGAAUCACAAAGGAUUCUAGCCGAAGUAGAGAAUGUGCGUGCUGCAAAAAGAGAGGCAGAGGAGGAAUACUAUAACUCCAUGCCAGCAUCAAGCUUUCAGCAACAAAAGCUUAGAGUGUGUGAGGUUUGUUCAGCAUACCUGGGUCUUUAUGACAAUGAUCGUCGGCUUGCUGACCACUUUGGAGGAAAGUUACAUUUGGGGUUCAUACAGAUCAGGGAAAAAUUGGAACAUCUUAGGAGAAUUGUGGCCAGUAAACAAGAGAAGAGAAACCAGGAGCGUUUGCGGAGAAGGGAAGAGCGAGAUCGGGAGGAGAGGCUGAGAGGAUCACGGUCCAGGGAUCGGAGAAGAAGGCGUUCAAGAUCAGCUUCUCGUGAGAGAAGGCGUACUAGGUCCAGGUCAAGAGACCGAGACAGGCAGAGGCGUCACAGGAGUCGUUCCCGUAGCAGGAGUCAUCGUCGUAGCUCCAGGGACCGGAGCAGAGAAAGGUCUUCGAAACAUAAGUCUUCUAGAGAUCAGUCUUCUAGAGAGAGAUCAAGAGACAAAGAGCAAAAACGUGAUGAUAGCACAAACGAGAGAGACUCCAGGCGAUCUGAAGAGAGAGAGGCGGGGGAAAUCUGAAACUGAGAAACCUUACUGAACUGUAUAUAAUAAAAUGUUCUGCAAUUAUAGUCACAAAAACAGAAAAACAGAAUGGUCAUUGGGUUCUGCAGAGCAUUGUUUACUUUUCAUCACUUUUUUACUUUGCUUUGAUUUUUUUUUCAUAAAGCUACAUUCGACUUUAUCAAUAUGAAAUGAAUAUUCUUGUACAGUAGUUUGCCAGUAUUGUUGAACAGAUGCAUUUACUGUUGUGUAGUAAUGUACCCAUUUUAACACCAGACUCCACACAAGAUUUAAGUCACUUUUUAUGGGGUUUCCUCAAAUCCCAUUUUGCGAAUUGGGAAGCACCCAAACAGUCCCAGGUUCUCUCACAGAUGCUUCGGAACUAGUAAAGGUGAAUUUUGUACUUUACAGACACUGGUCUAAGAGUGAGUGUUUUCCUCUGUUUAACCUCCUUGUGCUGUGUAUAUAUCUCUUUUCCUGAGGAAAGCUGAGCAUCUCUUUCAGAGUUCAGAUCACUGACUUCCCAUAGUUGACAUGCAGAUGUCAUCUGAAUCCUUAAAAUGUUAAAUACUUUUUGAAAUGCACCUUAAUCUUCCGGCUAAUGCAUUUUUUAUGCAGACCCAUGGUGUCUUUUGUUGUGAAGUGCACUUCAUACCUGCGCUUUUCUUAAUAUGUACUCCUACUUCUGUUAAUAAAGGAUCUUAUUAAUUUAA
Molecule: messenger RNA, 1611 nt
Organism: Protopterus annectens (West African lungfish)
Lineage: Eukaryota; Metazoa; Chordata; Ceratodontiformes; Protopteridae
Product: putative RNA-binding protein Luc7-like 1
Exons: 7
Coding region: 119-916 (265 amino acids)
Biological process (GO): mRNA splice site recognition
Cellular component (GO): U2-type prespliceosome; U1 snRNP
Molecular function (GO): mRNA binding
Source: RefSeq, a predicted model, not a curated record